AUGGUGAAGUCCAAGGUGAUCAGCGAGCUGCAGGAGGCGUGCUGGGAGAUGAUGUCCUCCAUGGCCAGCGACAUCAUCCUGCUGCUGGACUCGGACAACGACGGCAUCCGCACGCACGCCAUCAAGUUCGUGGAGGGGCUCAUCGUCACGCUGUCCCCCCGCACGGCCGACUCCGACGUCCCCAAGCGGCACGAGAACGACGUCAGCCUGGAGCGCAUCCCGCGGGACCACCCCGUCAUCAAGUACAACGCGCUGUGGGAGGAGGGCAAGGCGGCGCUGGAGCAGCUGCUCAAGUUCAUGGUGCACCCGGCCAUCUCCAGCAUCAACCUGACGGCCGCGCUCGGCUCGCUGGCCACCAUCGCCCGCCAGCGGCCCAUGUUCAUGGCCGAGGUCAUCCAGGCCUACGAGACCCUCCAUGCCAACCUGCCGCCCACGCUGGCCAAGUCCCAGGUGAGCAGCGUGCGGAAGAACCUGAAGCUGCACCUGCUGAGCGUCCUGCGGCACCCGUCCUCGGGCGACUUCCAGCCGCAGAUCACCACGCUGCUGGUGGACCUGGGCACGCCGCAGGCCGAGAUCGCCCGCAGCAUGCCCAGCCCCCGCGACGCCCGCAAGCGGCCCCGCGACGAGCCCGACGCCGCCCUCAAGAAGAUGAAGAUCGAGCCACCCCUGGGCGAGGACGACGAGGACAAGGACCUGGAGGCGCCGGCGGUGGCCGUGGCCAAAGCGGCCGGAGCGGUCACCGUCCCCUCGGACACCGACAUCACGGCCGAGUUCCUGCAGCCGCUGCUGACCCCCGAGAACGUGGCCAACCUGGUGCUGAUCAGCAUGGUGUACCUGCCCGAGGCCAUGCCCGCGUCCUUCCAGGCCACCUACACGCCCGUGGAGUCGGCCGGCACCGAGGCGCAGAUCAAGCACCUGGCCCGACUGAUGGCCACCCAGAUGACCGCGGCCGGGCUGGGGCCAGGCGUGGAGCAGACCAAGCUGCUGCGCGAGGAGCCCAAGGAGGAGAAGGUGGCCAAGCCGGACGCGGUGGUCAUCAAGCGGCGCCUGUCGGCGCUGGGCCAGGGCCAGGCCAUCGCCGUGCUGGGCGCCCACGGCUCGGCCGCGGGGCUGCCGGACGAGACCCCCCAGGCCAAGCGCCGGCCCGAGCCCAUCAUGCCGGCCACGCAGCCGCGGCUGGCGGGCGCCGGGGGCCGUAAGAAGGUGUUCCGCCUCAGCGACGUGCUGAAGCCGCUCAGCGAGGUGCAGGUGGAGAAGCUGAAGCUCGGCGCCGUGCGCCGCAUCCUGCGCUCCGAGAGGGCCGUGGCGGCCAGCGGGGCCGCCCAGGCCCGAGUGAAGAUCCUGGCCUCGCUGGUGACGCAGUUCGAGGUGCCCCUCAAGGGCGAGGUGCUGUCCUUCAUCCUGGACGACGUCCGGGGCCGCCUGGACCUGGCCUUCGCGUGGCUCUUCCAGGAGUACAACGCCCACCUGGCCCGCGGUGGCCCCGGUGGCCUCGAGCGCUACGACGAGUGCCUGAUCGGGCUGCUGGCCGGGCUGCAGGAGAAACCCGACCAGAAGGACGGGAUCUUCACCAAGGUGGUGCUGGAGGCGCCGCUGAUCACCGAGAGCGCCCUGGAGGUCAUCCGCAAGUACUGCGAGGACGAGAGCCGCACCUACCUGGGCAUGUCCACCUUGCGGGACCUGAUCUUCAAGCGGCCGUCGCGGCAGUUCCAGUACCUGCACGUGCUGCUGGACCUCAGCUCCCACGAGAAGGACAAGGUGCGGCAGCAGGCGCUGCAGUUCAUCAAGCGCAUGUACGAGAAGGAGCAGCUGCGCGAGUACGUGGAGAAGUUCGCCCUCAAUUACCUGCAGCUCCUGGUGCACCCCAACCCCCCCUCCGUGCUCUUCGGGGCCGACAAGGACACAGAGGUGGCGGCGCCCUGGACCGAGGAGACCAUCAAGCAGUGCCUGUACCUGUACCUGGCCCUGCUGCCCCACAACCACAAACUGAUCCACGAGCUCGCCUCCGUCUACACCGAGGCCAUCGCCGACAUCAAGCGCACGGUGCUGCGCGUCAUCGAGCAGCCGAUCCGCGGGAUGGGGAUGAACUCCCCGGAGCUGCUGCUGCUGGUGGAGAACUGCCCCAAGGGCGCCGAGACCUUGGUGACGCGCUGCCUGCACAGCCUGACGGACAAAGUGCCACCCUCGCCCGAGCUGGUCAAGCGGGUCAGGGACCUCUACCACAAGCGGCUGCCGGACGUCAGGUUCCUCAUCCCCGUCCUCAACGGGCUGGAGAAGAAAGAGGUGAUUCAGGCGCUGCCCAAACUCAUCAAACUCAACCCCAUCGUGGUCAAGGAGGUCUUCAACCGCCUGCUGGGGACGCAGCACGGUGACGGCGCCUCGGCCGUGUCCCCCCUGAACCCCGGGGAGCUCCUGAUCGCCCUGCACAACAUCGACUCCUCCAAGUGUGACAUGAAAUCCAUCAUCAAAGCCACCAACCUGUGCUUUGCCGAGCGGAACGUGUACACCUCGGAGGUGCUGGCGGUGGUGAUGCAGCAGCUGAUGGAGCAGAGCCCGCUGCCCAUGCUGCUGAUGCGCACGGUCAUCCAGGCCCUGACCAUGUACCCCCGCCUGGGCGGCUUCGUCAUGAACAUCCUGUCCAGGCUCAUCAUGAAACAGGUGUGGAAGUACCCCAAGGUGUGGGAGGGGUUCAUCAAGUGCUGCCAGCGCACCAAGCCCCAGUCCUUCCAGGUGGUUCUGCAGCUGCCCCCCCCCCAGCUCGCCGCCGUCUUCGACAAGUGCCCGGAGCUGCGCGAGCCCCUGCUGAGCCACGUGCGCGCCCUCACCCCCCACCAGCAAGCGCACAUCCCCCUGUCAACCAUGGCCAUCCUGGAGGCCACCACGCGCCACGAGCCCGAGGGGACACCUGGAGAGGAGAAGCCCCCGAAGCGCCCGAGCGACGACGACCCCAAGGCCAGGGGGGGUCCCCCGGCCCCGGGGGGGGGUCCCGGCUCGGGGUCCCCCCCCCAAGAAGCCCCCCCGGAGCUGGGGGGGUCGGACCUGGAGCCCCCCUCGAUCUUCAUCAGCGUCCCCGAGGAUGAGGAGAGCUCGGGGGGGGGAGGGGACGCGUCCCCCCCCGACGCCGCCCUCGACCCCCCCAGGGACCCCCCCGCGGGCACGGAGCCCCCCCAGGCCCCGCCCCCCCCCGGCGAGGCCCCUCCCCCCGGCAGCCCCCCCUCGUCGGAGCCGCCCCCCCCCGGCACCCAGAGCCCCGAGGGACCCCCGGGGGUCCCCGAGGUCCCCUCCGAGGGCUGAGGGGGGCGGGGGGAGCCCCCCGAGACCCCCCCCCAGGGCGUGGGCGGGGCUCAAUAAAGGCCUGGGAGGAGCUUU
Messenger RNA from Vidua chalybeata, 3369 nucleotides. RefSeq names its product symplekin scaffold protein (gene SYMPK). NCBI's taxonomy places the organism in Eukaryota, Metazoa, Chordata, Aves, Passeriformes, Viduidae. Gene Ontology annotation, cellular component: mRNA cleavage and polyadenylation specificity factor complex. The record is from RefSeq and is a predicted model, not a curated record. The transcript has 21 exons. The coding region runs from base 1 to 3294 and encodes 1097 amino acids.